Molecule: messenger RNA, 2252 nt
Organism: Rhinopithecus roxellana (golden snub-nosed monkey)
Lineage: Eukaryota; Metazoa; Chordata; Mammalia; Primates; Cercopithecidae
Gene: ABCD3
Product: ATP binding cassette subfamily D member 3
Exons: 23
Coding region: 412-2172 (586 amino acids)
Biological process (GO): long-chain fatty acid import into peroxisome; very long-chain fatty acid catabolic process; peroxisome organization
Cellular component (GO): peroxisomal membrane; peroxisome
Molecular function (GO): ABC-type transporter activity; ATP hydrolysis activity; long-chain fatty acid transmembrane transporter activity
Source: RefSeq, a predicted model, not a curated record
GUUUUGGGGACGUGGAUGUGUGAUUGAGGAUGGGGAUUGGAUUCGCCAGGCUGGAGGCUGGUGUUUAAGUCACUUGGACGAGGUUUGGCUCCAUUCCCGAGUAACUGCUGUUGAAAGUCGCGAGGGUGGCUCCUGUGAAACUAUUCCCGGUCCACUUGGCAAGAUUGCCAUCUAAAGUGGUGACCCCUUGGAGUCGGUGAACCCUUUGGUCGGUGAACGCCCUGGCAUUUCAUCCGGAAAGGCUGGAUCGGGUCUGUCGGACUUAGAGAGCUCUGUAGGUGAAAGGUGAGAGUGUGUUUUAGUAAGAAAAGUGGAAAACCACCAUUACAGAACAAUGAGAAAGAGGGAAAAAAGGAGCGAGCUGUGGUGGACAAGGUGUUUUUCUCAAGGCUCGCACAGAUUCUGAAAAUCAUGGUCCCUAGAACAUUUUGUAAAGAGACAGGUUACUUGGUACUUAUUGCUGUUACGCUGGUGUCUCGAACGUAUUGUGAUGUUUGGAUGAUUCAAAAUGGAACACUAAUUGAAAGUGGUAUCAUUGGUCGUAGCAGGAAAGAUUUCAAGAGAUACUUACUCAACUUCAUCGCUGUCAUGCCUCUUAUCUCUCUGGUUAAUAACUUCUUGAAGUAUGGGUUAAAUGAGCUUAAACUGUGCUUCCGAGUAAGGCUCACUAAAUACCUCUAUGAGGAGUAUCUUCAAUCUUUCACAUAUUAUAAAAUGGGAAAUCUGGACAACAGAAUAGCUAAUCCAGACCAGCUGCUUACACAAGAUGUAGAAAAAUUUUGUAACAGUGUAGUCGAUCUGUAUUCAAAUCUUAGUAAGCCAUUUUUAGACAUAGUUUUGUAUAUCUUUAAGUUAACGAGUGCAAUUGGAGCUCAGGGCCCAGCAAGCAUGAUGGCCUACUUGGUUGUUUCUGGGCUAUUCCUAACUCGACUUAGAAGACCCAUUGGUAGGAUGACAGUAACUGAGCAAAAAUAUGAAGGAGAAUAUAGAUAUGUUAAUUCUCGGCUCAUCACAAACAGUGAAGAAAUUGCCUUUUACAAUGGGAAUAAAAGAGAAAAACAGACAGUCCACUCAGUCUUCCGAAAACUGGUGGAGCACCUACAUAAUUUCAUUUUGUUUCGUUUUUCAAUGGGCUUCAUUGAUAACAUUAUUGCCAAAUACCUUGCCACUGUGGUUGGUUACCUAGUUGUCAGUCGCCCUUUCUUAGAUUUGUCUCAUCCUCGACAUCUCAAGAGUACACAUUCGGAACUUCUAGAGGAUUACUACCAAAGUGGAAGAAUGCUUUUGCGAAUGUCUCAAGCUCUGGGUCGAAUCGUUUUGGCUGGGCGUGAAAUGACUAGAUUGGCUGGUUUUACUGCUCGGAUUACAGAAUUAAUGCAAGUACUGAAGGAUUUAAAUCAUGGCAAAUAUGAGCGCACAAUGGUCUCACAACAGGAAAAGGGUAUUGAAGGAGUACAAGUCAUUCCCUUGAUACCUGGUGCUGGAGAAAUCAUUAUUGCAGAUAACAUUAUAAAGUUUGAUCAUGUUCCUUUAGCAACGCCAAAUGGAGAUGUUUUGAUCCGUGACCUUAAUUUUGAAGUUCAAUCUGGGGCUAAUGUUCUAAUUUGUGGUCCUAAUGGCUGCGGAAAAAGUUCUCUUUUCCGUGUUCUUGGUGAAUUAUGGCCUCUUUUUGGAGGACGUCUAACUAAACCCGAGAGAGGAAAGUUAUUUUAUGUUCCUCAAAGACCUUACAUGACCCUUGGAACACUUCGAGACCAAGUGAUAUAUCCAGAUGGACGAGAAGAUCAGAAAAGGAAGGGAAUAUCUGACUUAGUACUGAAGGAAUACUUAGACAACGUCCAGUUGGGUCAUAUCCUUGAACGUGAAGGAGGCUGGGACAGUGUUCAGGAUUGGAUGGAUGUACUCAGUGGUGGAGAAAAGCAAAGAAUGGCAAUGGCAAGAUUAUUUUAUCAUAAACCCCAGUUUGCCAUUUUGGACGAAUGCACAAGUGCAGUUAGUGUCGACGUGGAAGGCUACAUUUACAGUCAUUGUCGAAAGGUCGGCAUCACUCUCUUCACUGUGUCUCAUAGGAAAUCUCUUUGGAAACAUCAUGAGUACUACCUGCAUAUGGAUGGCAGAGGCAACUAUGAAUUCAAACAGAUAACAGAAGAUACAGUUGAGUUUGGCUCUUAGAGAAAUCUGGAGAACUAUACCUGCUUCAAUGAAAUAAUUACAGAAUACACUUAGAAAUGCAAAGUACAUUGUAAAAUAAA